Molecule: messenger RNA, 1656 nt
Organism: Bipolaris oryzae ATCC 44560
Lineage: Eukaryota; Fungi; Ascomycota; Dothideomycetes; Pleosporales; Pleosporaceae
Exons: 5
Coding region: 1-1656 (551 amino acids)
Source: RefSeq, a predicted model, not a curated record
AUGGAUACCAACAACACGACCGGCCUGAUCAAUAGGCGCGCUAAAAACGCCGUCACGCCUCGGUCCGUUGUCAAAGACGAAAACAAUAGCGACGUUGUUGCACAGGAUGAGGAAGAUGAUCCGAGCAUUUACAAGCCGCAACCACAAUUGCCGCACCCCAACGUUCACAUGCGAAAUAUGAGGAGUCUGACAAAGGAGCUCGAAGAUGGCACUAUCAAUGUUGAUCCGGAAUACCAGCGAGAAGUUGUUUGGACAGCGGAUCGCAUGACUGGCUUGAUAAACUCGUUGAUGGAAAACUACUACAUCCCUCCGAUUAUUCUGAACAAAAAGACAGAUCAUGUCUCAGGCACUAAACCAACGCGUGCCACCUUUGUAUGUGUUGAUGGAAAGCAGCGUCUGUCUUCCACCCAGAAACUCUUUCUGGAGAAAGACUUUGUUACCUUCCAGUUCUCAGAGUUGACCCAAGAGCAAGAGGAGGACUUGUUUGCCAGAGUUCAGAUGGGUAUCCAGCUCAGUGCUGCGGAGAAAAUACGAGCGAAAUCGGAGCCAUGGCAGGAACUGGCCAAGCUCUUUGUACAGGAUUUCCCAGUCAUCUACGACUUGAUGAAAGACCGGAGCCGCGCGAAGGAUUUCCAAAUCACCAUGGCCUGUUUUAGUCAAAUUGUUGAGGUCAAGAAUUCGCGUGCAACAAACGGAAACGGAAUUCCAGUCUUCAAGGCAGCUUAUAACGCAGUCCCUAAAUUACUAGAUAAUGCAGAAGCAGUCAAUGAUGCUACAAAAUCUCACCUUGCAGCUGUCUGGAAAACCUUUAGCGAGCUUGCAGAACUGGAUCCUCAUACCUUCACUAACGCGGAUAAACAUCUGCGCGGUGUUCAAACUUUUGCUCCUGUGGAGAUGGUUGGCGUGGCUGUCCUGAUUUUCAUGCACUUGGAAAUGGGUCGCGAAGUUCUUUUAAGAGAUAUCAAGAUAUUCCGAGAAAUGCUUCGUGAAUCCUUCUCAGAUCUUCGCCUCAAUCGCCAGGUCUGGAAAUUCAUGUGGGAAAUCAUUGACGGCUUGCAAGGGAUUCACGGUGGUGUUGAAGACGAAAUUACAGAAAAAUCGUCCGCAUCUACAGUGUUGGGUUCGGCGUCGAACAUUCAGUUGUCCAUCUCGGCGAAAGUCUUACUAGACGGUUUCAAAAAGAGGGUUGCGCCUGAGACCCCCACGAAGGCUACAUCAUCGCCACAAAAGACGGCCGUCGAAGCGGAAGCCAAAUCCUCAGAAAUGCCGCCAAUGAAACGACGUCGCAAGGGUUUGGAGCCAACAGAUGCCACAAUCUCGAAGAAUCCUCCAAGUAACAAUGUCAUCUCGCAAACAACGGGAAGUGUUCCACUUUACCCAUCUCGCAUGAUUCAAGCGUGUCCCAAAGACCAUGGCGCUUUUACACCUGAUCAUACAAAGAAAGAGAUGAAGGGCAUCAUUGUACCUGUGUCUCCAGAGCUGCCUGUUACAGCUGGCCUUGCUUUACCAGUGUUAUCACAACGAGUAGCUCCUUCAUCACUGGGCUCAUCUGCUCCCCGGGUACGGCCAAAAUCCAAUACCAAAAGACGCAUGCCUGUCUCUCGCCCGACGAAAGAGCAAAUUGGUCAAGCGAUUGACCUCACUGGCGAUACAUGA